This is a messenger RNA of Temnothorax curvispinosus, 804 nucleotides long. RefSeq lists its product as uncharacterized. The record is from RefSeq and is a predicted model, not a curated record. The transcript has a single exon. Gene Ontology annotation, biological process: DNA integration. Bases 1 to 804 code for a protein of 267 amino acids. NCBI's taxonomy places the organism in Eukaryota, Metazoa, Arthropoda, Insecta, Hymenoptera, Formicidae. Gene Ontology annotation, molecular function: nucleic acid binding.
AUGUCAACGACACUUGGCCGUCACAGAUUGAAGAAGACCUUAAGAAAACUGAUCUUGAUGUGGGGGUAUAAAGUUGUACUACCGGAGAAAAUGAAGUCGGCAAUGUUAAAGCAGCUUCACAAAAAUCACUUUGGAAUAACGAAGAUCAAACUAGCAAGAUCUUACCUUUGGUAUCCGAACAUGGAUCAAGAUCUCGAGCGCUUAGUCAAGACUUGCGAGAUAUGUAUGUCAUUUAGAGCUGAGCCUGAGAAAGCCUCUCUAUUAAAGUGGCAGCAAACAGAAAACCCGUUCGAGAGAAUUCAUCUCGAUUUUGCUGGGCCAUUUAAAGGACAUAUGUUCUUAGUAAGCAUUGAUUCUUACACAAAGUGGCCGGAAGUUUUCAUUAUGAAAAACACAGAUACUUCUUCCACAAUUGAAGCGCUCAGAGAAAUGUUCGCUCGCUUUGGACUGCCAUCCCAAAUUGUCACUGAUAACGGUGCGCAGUUGACCGCGAAAGAGUUUUCAGCAUUCUGCACAAAGAAUAAGAUCAAGCACAGCACUUUGCCACCAUUUCACCCGUCAACAAAUGGUGCUGCUGAAAACUUCGUCAGAACGUUCAAGACUGCUUUAGCCAAGGCAAUGAAGGAUCCCAAGAAUCGACUAACAUCCUUGAGAACUCUUCUGAACAGAUUCUUAUUCGCCUAUAGAACAACGCCUCAUUGUGUGACAGGUGAGACGCCAGGCAAACUAAUGUUCAACCGCAAUGUCAGAACCUUAAUAAACCUGAUAAAGCCAUCUUUUAAAAAGAAGCAACUUGAACGUUAG